GAUUGUGUCAGUCAGACGAUCGAUGGUGCCACUGCUGAGCAGAAAAACGGACGAAAAGAUUUGUAAAUUGGCAUCACCAAGCGAAGUAACUCUUCAAUUAAACUCUUACGUCAGGAGGAAUAACCCUGUGCGAGGCCCUGCACUCUGAGUGUGACUUGGAGCAGCAGCCAUGUCGGGCUCCUACGAUGACUCCAUGAUGGAUGUCUCCAGUGACAGCUUCUGGGAGGUUGGUAACUACAAGCGCUCAGUGAAACGGGUAGACGAUGGCAGCCGGCUCUGUAAUGAUCUGAUGACCUGUAUUCAUGAGCGAGCACGUAUUGAGAAGUCCUACGCACAGCAGCUCUCAGAAUGGGGAAAGCGCUGGCGCCAACUCAUAGACAAAGGCCCUCAGUAUGGCACGCUGGAGCGGGCGUGGUCUGCUCUGUGCACGGAGGCGGAGAAGGUGAGCGAGCUCCACAUGGACGUGAAGUCAGCGCUGAUGGGAGAAGACUACGAGAAGCUGAAGAACUGGCAGAGAGACUCGUACCACAAACAGAUGAUCGGCGGCUUCAAAGAGACUAAAGAGGCUGACGACGGCUUCCGCAAGGCUCAGAAGCCCUGGGGGAAGAAACUCAAAGAGAUGGAAACGAUGAAGAAGUCAUACCACUCUGCCUGUAAAGAAGAGAAGCUGGCAGCCAGCAGGGAGACAAACAGCAAACUGGAGAGCAACAACAACCCCGAAUCCCAAAAGAAGCUCCAGGAAAAGGUGGAGAAGUGUCAGCAGGAGGUGGAGAAGACUAAAGAACGUUAUGAGAAAUCCCUGGAAGAACUGGACAAGCUGACCCCUCAGUACAUGGAGAACAUGGAGCAGGUGUUUGAGCAGUGGCAGCAGUUUGAAGACAAACGGAUUCGCUUCUUCGGGGAGCAGCUGCUGGAGGUUAAACAGCACCUCGAUCUCUCAACCAAUCACAGAUUCCAGACAAUCUACCACACGCUGGAAGACACGGUUACUGCUACUGACGUUGAAGAGGACCUGAAAUGGUUCCGGUCCAAUCACGGCCCCGGCAUGCCAAUGAACUGGCCCCAGUUUGAGAAUCUUGAUUGGUCCCAUCCUCGCUCGUUUAAGAGAAGGUCCAUUGUAGACUGGUCCAUAGAUCUAAACCGGACCCUCAGUAGACGGGAAAAGAAGAAGCCAUCAGAGGGCGUCACACUGACCGGCAUCAGUCAAACUGGAUCUGACCAGCCGGUUCAGCCUGCUAAAACCAGCAGCAGCCUGACUGUACCCAGUAGCACAGCACCAGUGGGUUCAAACCCCUUUGAUGAAGAUGACGGAGAGGAGGAGAAGGAGGAGGAGGAGGAUGAGGAGGAGGAGGAGGAGGAGGAGGAGGAGAUGGCCGUGGAGCAGCAGCAGACCAUAGUCAACCACAACAGUGUGAAAAAAGAGGAAAUAAAAACCGCGAGCAGUAUGGAGAAGACUCAGGACUGGUCAGAUGAAGACACAGGUGGUAACCCUUUCUCUGCCAACGGUGACGGCAAUCCGUUCGAAGACGAGCCGGUUUCUCCUGUCGUCUCUGUCCCCGUCAAAGCUCUCUACGACUAUGAAGGACAGGAGCAGGACGAGCUGACCUUCAAAGCAGGGGACGAGUUCACCAAAAUCGGCGAAGAAGAUGAUCAGGGUUGGUGCAGAGGUCGGCUCAAGGAAGGAAAAACAGGCCUUUAUCCUGCUAACUAUGUGGAAGACAUCCAGUAAUGAUUUAUGACAAAUCAAUAAAUGUGAAUACAAAGUAAGUGGUGUGUUGCGAGAUGAGUGCGGCUGGAAACGAGGAGGUUCUGCAUUAUUUGGACCCUUUUCUAAGUGUUGGCGAAGACUGGACCGGUGUUGGAGAAGGAAGGUGGAGAAGUUGCAGAUUAUGAAAGGACCAUUUGAAAAGUUAUUGCUCGCCACAGAUUGACAGUUAAAAGAUGGAAAUGUACCACAAGUUUCCAGAUGAUUCCAAGCUAAGAAGGCCGCAGAGAAAAAAUGCUGUUUAAAUUAUGUUACAUUACUUAGAAUCCCAUUUAUGCUGUUACAAAAAUAAUAGCCUUUUCAAGUAUAUAUUAGAAGAGAUUAAAUGUAUGUGUGGAUUUAUAUAUUGUUUAACCGAAACACUGGGAGGACACAUCGUCUUGCAAUGUUACAUGCAGCCUUAAUAUGGAAGCCAUUGAGAAAGAUUACCCUUUUUAUAACCAUGAAGAUCUAUUUAGGUUUAAAAUCAUGUUUGCCUUUUAGAACCCAGUCCAUUAAUGUUAAGUUUUUUCUCUUUUUGGACAAAGAAAGCCCUUAUGUUGAGAUUAUUAUGUGAGAUUUAACCUGAUUUUAAAUGAGUGCUUACCUGUCCUGCCAUUCCUUUCAGGGUUGUCUUUCCACUCAGUUCAUCAACUGUUCUGGUUAUUUUUAUAAGGAAUGAUACAAAUCAGUGGAGCGUUAUCCUGAUAUUCUUUAUUUAGUUCACAAUGGAUCGGUUCCUCUCGUCACUGCAAUUGAAUGUAUAUUCACUGAUUGUAUUUCCUCACUUAUUUUCGCUGAUUACUUGUUUUUCCCAGCACUGACCCCCCCUGAACAAACUGUCCUCAAACCUUUCACACAAGUCUCUCUACUUUCUGUUGAUUGGAGAUUGUAAUACUAUAUGGGUUAUUUUACGCAACACUGAAGGUCAUGUCAAGACAUGGGAGAAUAUUUGAGUGUUUUUUUGAAAAUACAUCACAAUUGAUAUAGCAAUACAACCACAACCAAGUGUGGCAUUGCAUACAUGCAUGUAAAUAGCCUGGAUGAAAGAUAUUAGAACAAAUUAAGCAGCAAUAUCACAUGAUUUGUAGUUAGAAAUAGAUGAUUGUUAAUUUAUGAUGCCACAAGUGCUUUUGUUAUACUCUUGUUAGAAUGCUGUGACUGAGAAUCAGUUUGUAUAGUAAUUGAAUGUUUGAUGGCAAACAUCCCUUGGAUCUGUUAUUUUGAUAUAUUUGUACAUAUUAUUAUCCCAUAACAGAUGGCCAUACUCAUUGAAUUAAUCAACGAAUAUGUGAAUACUUGUUCAUCUUUCCUUUGGAUCUAUGAUAUGAAUGGACCUGAUUUCUGUAGGCUUGCAUUUCUGCAAAAAUGAACUGCAGGUUUUUCUUUUGAGCAAGCUUCAAAUAAAUGAAAUGCCCAGUGCAUCCAUGAAAUCAUUAAACAAAAAGCUAUUUGAUGUCUCUACCUGCUACAUGAGAGGAAAAUUAAUUUGGUUGUCUUUAAUAAUAGUGAGAGAGGAGACUAUGUUUUCAGGGCAUGCUGUCGUCAAAACGCAACAGCUGUUCUUGCACAGUAAGGUUUGUAAAUGUUGUCCCACAACAUAAUAAAUGGAUUUAUUGGAUAAGCA
Gymnodraco acuticeps is the source of this 3371-nucleotide messenger RNA. RefSeq names its product protein kinase C and casein kinase substrate in neurons 2 (gene pacsin2). The record is from RefSeq and is a predicted model, not a curated record. Gene Ontology annotation, cellular component: plasma membrane; cytoplasm; endosome. The transcript is spliced from 12 exons. Gene Ontology annotation, molecular function: protein binding; phospholipid binding. Bases 170 to 1729 code for a protein of 519 amino acids. Lineage: Eukaryota; Metazoa; Chordata; Actinopteri; Perciformes; Bathydraconidae. Gene Ontology annotation, biological process: plasma membrane tubulation; cytoskeleton organization; regulation of endocytosis.